AUGGAUUCACUGAAAGAGGCUGAAAUUCGUGAAGUCUUUCGAGAGUUUGAUAAGAACGGAGAUGGACGGAUUACACGACAAGAGCUUGAGGUUGCUCUUCUUCAAUUAGGAGAGAAAGCAAGCAAUACAAAAAUUGAGACGAUGAUUGAACAAGCUGAUUUGGAUGGAAACGGAUGCAUUGACAUUGAUGAGUUUCUCAAUGUUCUUCGUCGUCAAAUCUGUGAUCCAAAAGAAGAAAGAGAGUUGAGAGAUGUGUUCAAUGUAUUCGACAAGAAUGGUGACGGAGUCAUUUCAAUUGAUGAUUUGAUAUUUGUCAUGUGCCAACUGGGAGAGAAAUUAACUGAAACUGAAGCAAAGGAAAUGAUAAAACAAGGAGAUUUGGAUCAUGAUGGAAUGAUUGACUUUCAAGAAUUCGUCAAUAUCAUUAAAGGACAAUAA
Caenorhabditis remanei is the source of this 438-nucleotide messenger RNA. RefSeq lists its product as uncharacterized. Gene Ontology annotation, molecular function: enzyme regulator activity; calcium ion binding. The record is from RefSeq and is a predicted model, not a curated record. The transcript has 5 exons. Lineage: Eukaryota; Metazoa; Nematoda; Chromadorea; Rhabditida; Rhabditidae. Bases 1 to 438 code for a protein of 145 amino acids.